AUGUCAAUAAUAGUAACUAGAAGAAAAAAAAACUAAGCUGUCACAAGCUAAUCCAAUCAGGAGUAAUUAAAAUCUCAAUAUAAACAGAAAUAAAAAGCUGAGAUAGCAUACUCAGACAAUGAACCUAAUUUUACAUAUAAUGCUACCUCUAAAGCUGAAAGUUUAAGCAGCAUUGUUGAAACAAUGAAUUAGUAAUUUUAAAGAUCAGAAUAAAAUGGCUCUAGGCCACUGAAGCAGAUGCUGGUUGAGUAUCAGAAUAUCAAUUAGUAAACAUCUCCAAAGACCUCAGUUGGAGUUUCUAGCUUGAUGAAUUCUGAACUUAAUGGUCCAUAGAUUCACAUAAAAAGUGAAAUAUCAUCUGGAUAAAAAAAUGUACAAGGGACAAUUUAGUAUUAAAGUAAUAAAUUUGCUUUGAAUCAAAAAAUUUCUCCGAUUGAUAGAAAGAUAUAAAGCAAAUCUGCUAAGAGAGGAGGGGGAAGAGUCAAACAAUAACAGGUUUUAUAUAUGCAGCAUAUGCUGAAUCAAAAUGCCUAAAUAACUAAAAUGAGCAGACUUAUAUUUAACCCUUAAUAAUAAAUUGUAUAGGGAACCUCAAUUAGCAUUAUGAAAUAGAGGAAAUUUGUAAAGAUUCCCAGCAAGAAUUAGACCUAAAAUGAAUAAGAAUAAAUAAAUAAUUCCAGAACUCAAUAAAAGCAAUUUAGCAGCAGUGGAAACAAUUCAUUGAGAGAAAAUGGGUCAAUUAACUCAUAAAAGUAGCCAAAGAAAUUUAUUAAUAAUUAUGGCAUAGAGUAGCAAUAUUAAUCAGUCAUUUCUAAUAACACAAAUAAGCAUCAAGCAAUAAAUGACUUUCUUUAGGACAAUUAUUGCAGUUAAAAAUCCCUUUCUGAAGCACAAAAUGACAAUCGAGAAGAUUAAAAUAUCUAUUCUAGCAAGAAAUAACUUGAAAAAUUAGAGCCUUUAUCUAGAUUUAAAGGAGAUUAGAAUAAUUUAUGA
This is a messenger RNA of Stylonychia lemnae, 993 nucleotides long. NCBI's taxonomy places the organism in Eukaryota, Ciliophora, Spirotrichea, Sporadotrichida, Oxytrichidae. The record is from the annotation of a GenBank genome assembly.